AUACGAGGAUGUUUCUAAUCUCACUGCGAGUGAUGUCAUGAAUCGAGUAAAUCUAGGAUAUUUGCAAGAGCUGCAGGACAUUUCAGAGAACCCGUAUACAGAGGGGACCGGGGAGUCAGGGCCACAAGCAGAUGAGAUGAACGACCACCAGAACACGCUGUCCUACGUCCUCAUCAAUCCUCCUCCAGACACCAUGUUGGAGCUUAAUGACAUUGUGUAUAUUAUCCGCUCAGACCCGCUGGCACAUGUACCAGAAGACACACAGGUGGGACAGACCCGUGGUGCCAGGAACCAGCAGGAGUUUGGCUCAGAGACGAAAGACGAGACUCACCUCUAAAACCUCGUCAGUCCUCAUCACCCUGACCCUUAACCCCACAGG
This is a messenger RNA of Thalassophryne amazonica, 379 nucleotides long. RefSeq names its product potassium channel subfamily T member 1-like. The transcript has 6 exons. The coding region runs from base 38 to 337 and encodes 99 amino acids. The record is from RefSeq and is a predicted model, not a curated record. Lineage: Eukaryota; Metazoa; Chordata; Actinopteri; Batrachoidiformes; Batrachoididae.